GUGAUGCGUAUACAGCGGUGAUCGGUUUCCGGCGUAAGCAGCAAAGCGCGCAGAAGAAACGGGUAGACUCUCAGAGAUGUCGUAGAUCGUCGGUGGCUGUUCGACGAUUGAUUGUUAUGUUUGAACAUUUUGCCACUUUCACCGCAGGUGUUCGGUGAAAUAGCGUUCGGCAGUGGUCGCCACGUGGGAGUCAGUGAAGUGGUUUGUGUCGUCGUGUUUUCUCGCAAUCUUUCAAAGAAUAUUCUUCAGGAGAUUGCGAGGUUUUUUCGUUUUCGCGAUUCUCAACCGUGUUUCGCAUCAUGCAAUUCUACAAGGAGAAACUGCUGUCGCCUGGCCAGCUGAAACGGUUGAGCGAGCACAAGUACAGCUGCACGAGCAAUAGUCUUCUAGACGGUCUUCUGCAGCCCUGGUGGGACUGGUUGGUCAGCAAAGUGCCGCUCUGGCUCGCACCCAAUCUAAUCACCGUGCUCGGACUUAUCGUCAAUAUAGUUACUACCCUGAUCCUUGUCUACUACAGUCCGGACGCAAGGGCCGAGGCACCUAGAUGGGCUUGUUUUUUAUGUGCCCUUGGUCUAUUUAUAUAUCAGAGUUUAGAUGCUAUUGAUGGUAAACAAGCCAGGAGAACUGGUACAUCUACACCAUUGGGUGAACUGUUUGAUCAUGGAUGUGAUUCAAUAUCAACAGUAUUUGUUGCGUUGUCGGCUUGUAUAGCGGUUCAGCUUGGAUACUAUCCAACGUGGAUGUUUUUUCAAUGCUUCUGCGCGAUGACGCUGUUCUACUGUGCUCAUUGGCAGACCUACGUUUCCGGUUCUUUGAGAUUUGGUAAAGUGGAUGUGACAGAAGCACAGUUUACUAUCAUAGGAAUUCACAUGAUCUCUGCAAUCUUUGGCCCAGAGAUCUGGAUGAUGGAGAUACCAUUCUUAGAUGGUUUUAUGUUAAAGUAUUUAUUAGGAGUUAUGACAGUGGUGUGUGCACUGGCAAAUUUGUAUUCCAUAUUUUCGGUGAUUUUCACCGGAGGAGUGGGCAAGAAUGGUUCCACUGUGGCUAUCCCCGUGCUUGGUCUAGGCACGCUCAAUAACUACGUAGCAGUGAUCUUUUAUGCAGGCUUCAUUCACGUGUUCCUUGAAUUCUGUAGAGUCUUUGAAUCCGGUGGGAUUGGAAAAAACGGUUCCACAAUUGCAGGAACAUCCGUUUUGUCGCCAAUUAUACCGUUUAGUUUCGUGAUAGUUCCAGCUUUUAUAAUAUAUAGGAAAAGUGCUGAGCACGUCUAUGAAAAUCAUCCGGCUCUGUACAUACUUGCAUUUGGAAUGGUCGCCGCUAAAGUUACCAAUAGAUUAGUGGUUGCUCAUAUGACUAAGAACGAAAUGCAAUAUCUGGACAGUUCGUUAAUCGGCCCGGCCAUGUUAUUCCUUAAUCAAUAUUUCAAUUUCUUCAUCAAAGAAUAUUAUGUUCUUUGGCUGUGUUUCAUCUGGGUUACUCUGGAUCUCUUACGGUACAGCGCUCAAGUGUGUCUUGAGAUAUGCGAUCACAUGAAAAUCAAGCUGUUCAGGAUACCGUGCAACCAGACGAGCACUAUCCAGGUGUCCAACGCUGAGAAAAAUGUGCACAUGAUGGUGGAGGAGGAGCCGCUGUUAGACGAGGAAGACCACGAUUCCACGACCGUUGACCUCUGAUAUUAGCGUUAAUGCUAAUUGUUAAUUAGCCACACACGGCCACAACUUCGAGCAAUCGCGACCGGGAGGGGGGGCCGAUUAUUGUGAGAUUAUCGUUCAAUAUCCGCUCGAGCGGAUUAUUGACAUAUGUAUGUAGCGAUAUGCACGAGGGAAUGAUUUAUCUGUCUCAUGCCUUGCGCGAAUGCAUGAUGUAUUAAUUCCUGCGUGCGGUGCUCGCCCGUAGACGUAAAAAAUGUCCCUUGUAUUCUUCUUUUUGUAUGCGCAACACUUUGUAUAUUGUUUUCUAUAUACAACAUGUACACUUACACAACAAUAUGCGAACAAACGUGUGAGGUAAUUGACAGUACAAAGUGCGCUAAAAAUUGUUAGAACAAAUUGCGCAUUUAGCGAAACAACGAUGUUAUAAUUGUGUAAUCGACGUAACAAUAUGUGUUGUCAAAGAGUUCUGCAUUUACAAGUCAAACCAUUUUCUGUUGGGUUUGCGAUUGUUAAGUUCGUUAUUGCUUAAACAGUAGAUUAUUACUUAAAACAGUAUAUAUAACACAAAAAGAUUAUACAUCACACUGUAGCGUUUAUUGUGCGUACACACACACACAGAUGUUUCGUGCAAUAUGCAAAAUCUAACACUGGAGAUACUUAUGAUAAAAGUCAAAUUGACUUUCAUUUUGAAUUGUAUAUUUCAUAUCUCGUAAGAUUUGUAUAAAAAAAAAAAAUCUCUACUUUACACAGCUUAUAUUUGUUUAAAAAACGUGACAGUAUAGAAAAGCAGUAUUUUUUUUUUUUUUAUUAAUUAAAACAAUAUCUCGUAAGAUUUUACACGCAUAAGUAAGUUUGUCGUUUUGUAUAUUUUAGUAUGUGAUGCAGAAGUGAAUCAUUGAAUAUGUUAAUUAACAAAAAUGAACACUACAGUAUGACGCGCAAAUAUUAAUUGUAGAUUUUAGUUCUUUUAUGAAUGAAGUAUAUUAAUGGGAUAUAGCGUGCACACGAAAAAACAAUUUGUAUUUGUCCGUCACAAAGAUAAAAGAUCUUAUUAACAAAACAAUUAAACAUUUCUUUGUUUUAGGAAUGUUUGAUAUCAUUCGUAUCUUUUACGACCUAAUCUGUGGUGUUCAUACACAUACAACGUAAGAUAAUUUUGCAAAUAUAGAUACUAAUAUACUUCUAUAUCUCUCAGUGAUCGUAAUAUUUAUUAUAAUUUAUAUAAUUCAAAACAUAUAUAUUUAAUAAAAUUUAUACAAACGUGAAAACAAUGAAUGUCUUUUUGAGAAAGAGGGGGAGGGGGAGAGAGAGAGAGACAGAGUAAGUGAGUGAGUGGAUGUUUUCUUUUAUCUGAAAAAAACCCUAUUUCAAAAUUACUUUAUCAAAAUUACUAUAAAAUACAUCUGCUCGAAGAAAUUAGAAGAAUUACAUAAGAUAACAAUGUGUAGAACGCUCGUAUUAUACAACAAAAAGUAAAUUAAAUAGGUAGUAAGCGAGCAGAUAAGGUGUAAGCUUCUAAUUAAUGACACUUACUUGACAAUUCGUAUUCUUUUAUCUUAGAUGAGAUCAAGAAACGUUUUUAAAUACAACGGUUCUCCCUCUCUUCACAAUGUUACGCAGAGUGGGGAAUAAUAUAUAAAUUGUUGUCUCUUGUCUGUUUUUCGUCUUUCUUAAGAAUCAUGUUUACAACAUGUAUGUGUGCGGUGCGUAAUUUGUUUUUUUCAUAACACACAACACGAUUAUGUAUUUAUAUAUUGAAGUAUGAAUUUUUCUUUCUGUUUAUAUUUCAUGUUUUUAUAUACGCGAACUCUUGUUCUUUUAACUUAAUGACAGAUCUUUU
Molecule: messenger RNA, 3492 nt
Organism: Pseudomyrmex gracilis
Lineage: Eukaryota; Metazoa; Arthropoda; Insecta; Hymenoptera; Formicidae
Gene: bbc
Product: cholinephosphotransferase 1
Exons: 10
Coding region: 300-1673 (457 amino acids)
Biological process (GO): phosphatidylethanolamine biosynthetic process
Cellular component (GO): Golgi apparatus; endoplasmic reticulum membrane
Molecular function (GO): ethanolaminephosphotransferase activity; diacylglycerol cholinephosphotransferase activity
Source: RefSeq, a predicted model, not a curated record